GCCCAGCACUGCAGUCGCCGCUCCUUUAACAAGGUGUCACUGUUGUUGAGCUGCUGGGCUAGAGUCGACACAGCCUCAAAGGGUGACAGGACGGGAGAGCUUUUCCCCUUCUGACAGGAGAUGACUGUGAGCUGGCCUAGUAGGCACAGGAGAUCCGAUCCAUUGGCUUCUUCUCACUGCUGCCACUAGUGUCAUAAGCCUGUGUGUAGCCUGCACUGCUGCUGCCUGUACCACUCUACUGCUGUAGUUGCUGCUCUCCCUCCCUCUGAUCCGGAUGGGCAGAGUGGGAUGGAAGCCCUCGCUGGAAGCCUGUUCGUGGAAAUGCUCUUUGCCGUUGUUAGCGCUGUAGCUCCGUGCUGGUGACAACAAAAUGCCGUUAAAAUGGAAAAGCGGUUCUCCUGUCAGCUGGAAAUUCCCAGUGCCAGUUCUUAAGACAUCCAGGUCCUCGCCGCUCUCUCCUGCCUACAUCCACCAACACUCCUUUGUGGUUUGGACAACCCACUCUCUCCUCGCUGCCUCUCCGACUUACCACCUGACAGGAUCCCUCGUGGAGGACGACGACCCUCACAUGAAAGUGUCGCUGGGGUGUGGUGACAUGGGCAUCUCUGCCCACCUACAGGCUUCAAAAACCGGAAACACUCGUUUCUUUACGAGCAACACGCACAGCUCAGUAGUCCUUCAGGGAUUUGACCAGCUGAGGAUAGAGGGAUUACUGUGUGAUGUCACGCUGGUGGCGGGGGACGGAGACGAAGCCUUCCCAGUGCAUCGCGCCAUGAUGGCCUCCUCCAGCGACUACUUCAAAGCCAUGUUCACAGGUGGAAUGAAGGAACAGGAUUUAAUGUGCAUCAAGCUUCAUGGUGUCAACCGAAUAGGCCUGAAGAAGAUCAUAGACUUCAUCUACACGGCCAAGCUGUCUCUCAACAUGGAGAACCUGCAGGACACACUGGAGGCAGCCAGCUUCCUCCAGAUCCUCCCCGUGCUCGACUUCUGCAAGGUCUUUCUUAUAUCUGGGGUGUCCCUGGAUAACUGUGUGGAGGUGGGGCGCAUAGCUAACGCAUACAACCUCACUGAGGUAGACAAAUACGUCAACAACUUCAUCCUCAAGAACUUCCCCUCGUUUCUGGGCACGGGGGAGUUUAUCAAGCUGCCCUUUGAGCGGCUGGCCUUUGUUCUGUCCAGUAACAGUCUGAAGCACUGCAGCGAGCUGGACCUGUUCAAGGCUGCGUGCCGCUGGCUCCGCUAUGAGGACGGACGCAUGGACCACGCCCCCAAGCUCAUGAAGAACAUCCGCUUCCCCCUCAUGAACCCCCAGGAGCUCAUCAACUACGUGCAGACUGUAGACUUUAUGCGCACAGACAACACAUGCGUAAACCUCCUCCUGGAGGCCAGUAACUACCAGAUGAUGCCCUACAUGCAGCCGGUCAUGCAGUCGGAGAGGACGGCCAUCCGCUCAGACAGCGGCCACCUGGUCACCCUGGGCGGCGUCCUGCGCCAGCAGCUGGUGGUCAGUAAGGAGCUGCGUCUGUUUGACGAGAAGGCCCACGAGUGGAAGGCGCUGGCGCCCAUGGACGCCCCCCGCUACCAGCACGGCAUCGCCGUCAUCGGCAACUUCCUCUACGUGGUGGGAGGCCAGAGCAACUACGACACCAAAGGCAAGACGGCGGUGGACACGGUGUUCCGGUACGACCCGCGCUACAACAAGUGGAUGCAGGUGGCGUGCCUUAACGAAAAACGUACUUUCUUCCACCUCAGCGCUCUCAAAGGACACCUCUACGCCGUGGGUGGCCGCAACGCUGCGGGAGAGCUGGCCACAGUGGAGUGCUACAACCCGAGGACAAACGAGUGGACAUACGUCGCCAAAAUGAACGAGCCACACUACGGCCACGCAGGGACUGUGUACGGCGGUUACAUGUAUAUUUCCGGGGGAAUCACUCACGACACGUUUCAGAAAGAGCUGAUGUGCUUUGACCCAGACGCAGACAAAUGGACUCAGAAAGCGCCCAUGACCACUGUGCGUGGCCUGCACUGUAUGUGCACGGUGGGCGACCGCCUCUACGUCAUCGGGGGGAAUCACUUCCGGGGCACCAGCGACUAUGAUGACGUGCUGAGCUGUGAGUACUACUCUCCGGCCCUGGACCUGUGGACGCCCAUCGCCGCCAUGCUGCGGGGCCAGAGUGACGUGGGCGUGGCUGUGUUUGAGAACAAGAUCUACGUGGUGGGAGGCUACUCGUGGAACAACCGCUGCAUGGUGGAGAUAGUGCAGAAGUAUGACCCGGAGAAAGACGAGUGGCACAAAGUGUUUGACCUGCCUGAGUCGCUGGGCGGGAUCCGAGCCUGCACACUCACAGUGUUUCCCCCAGAGGACAUGAUGGGAUCCCCCUCCAGAGAGUCACCCCUCUCAGCCCCUUGAAGAAUGGGGGGGGGGGGGCACACCCCGCUCCGCUCACACCCCCACAACCCCCCACACCCCAUAGACAUUGUUUGCACUUUGGACUACAUCUGUACUGCAUCCCGAUACACCCUCUCCUCCCCCAAAGCUGUGCAGAACUCCCCUCCCUAGUGAUGAAAUCCACAUACCGAUAUGGUUUGGCAACCUAAUUAAAUGUUAUUGCAUAUUCGGUAUAUUUUGGCAGGAAAUACCUUGACUUGAAGAGUGACUUUGCAAUUCAACUUUUCUACCUGAUGUCUUUGGAGUUAUGUCCUGUUUCUUUAGAUGUUUUACCGGGUAAAAACCAUGCUGUUGAUGACCAUACUGACUCUUUUAAGUCUGUGCCAGGUUAGGGGCAGUUGACCCCCCAGAGGGGCAAGAUAGGGGCAGCUGAGCUCCACACAGAUAUGGUUUAAACUCAGGGGUCGGCCCUUCACCCCCUCUCUCUCCUUCUUUCAGAUUCAGUUAUUUCCUGCUAUUGCUAUGAAACCGUUAACAAAAUUGUUUUUUCUAAAUUUAAUAAACAAGAUUUUGGAAAAAAGAAUAUCGUCUCCCCAAAGUAUCUUGCUAUUUACUUGUUCACAUGAUUGAUGCAUUCUCUUUAUAUUGAGCUUAAUGUCAACUGACAUGUGAGGUAUAAAUAUCUGUUUUAGAACCUCCUGCAAAGUAUAUUUUCCACAUGAAAA
Coregonus clupeaformis (lake whitefish) is the source of this 3114-nucleotide messenger RNA. Its product is annotated as kelch-like protein 13. The transcript is spliced from 8 exons. The record is from RefSeq and is a predicted model, not a curated record. Gene Ontology annotation, biological process: regulation of cytokinesis; protein ubiquitination. Lineage: Eukaryota; Metazoa; Chordata; Actinopteri; Salmoniformes; Salmonidae. Gene Ontology annotation, cellular component: Cul3-RING ubiquitin ligase complex. Gene Ontology annotation, molecular function: cullin family protein binding; ubiquitin-protein transferase activity. The coding region runs from base 371 to 2410 and encodes 679 amino acids.